This is a messenger RNA of Closterium sp. Naga37s-1, 972 nucleotides long. The record is from the annotation of a GenBank genome assembly. Lineage: Eukaryota; Viridiplantae; Streptophyta; Zygnematophyceae; Desmidiales; Closteriaceae.
AUGAAGAUCUCUCAGCUUCUCCAAGUCAUUACCGUAGCGCUGCUGGUUAUUGCGCUUUUGCCCGAGUAUGGCGCCGCUUCAGUAGAUGAUAUUGGCCUCAACGCCGAUUUCGAGCGAUUCGCUGUCCGAUCGUCACGCGGUAAUGCACGCCUACGGCGGAUGAGGAUUCUUGCUGCUGGUGGCAGCAGCACUACUUCCGCCGGCAAUACGAAGACCACCGGCACCACCACUACGGGCACCACUUCCACCGGCAACACUAAGACCACCGGUGUCACCGCCACGGCCGGCGGCGGCACCACCGCUUCCGGCGGCAGCUCUACUUCUGGUGGCAACACUGCCAGCGGCGGCGGCAGCUCCACUUCUGGCGGCAACACCAACAGCGGCGGCAGCUCCGCCUCGGGCGGCAACACCAACAGCGGCGGCAGCUCCGCCUCGGGCGGCAACACCAACAGCGGCGGCAGCUCCGCCUCGGGCGGCAACACCAACAGCGGCGGCAGCUCCGCCUCGGGCGGCAACACCAACAGCGGCGGCAGCUCCGCCUCGGGCGGCAACACCAACAGCGGCGGCAGCUCCGCCUCGGGCGGCAACACCAACAGCGGCGGCAGCUCCGCCUCGGGCGGCAACACCAACAGCGGCGGCAGCUCCGCCUCGGGCGGCAACACCAACAGCGGCGGCAGCUCCGCCUCGGGCGGCAACACCAACAGCGGCGGCAGCUCCGCCUCGGGCGGCAACACCAACAGCGGCGGCAGCUCCGCCUCGGGCGGCAACACCAACAGCGGCGGUUCCUCGGAUCCAAACCAUUGCGGCAGCUGCAACCGAUACUGCGCCACCGAUUUCAUGUGCUGCUCCGCCACUUGCACCUCGCUUCUCACCGACAAGAAGAACUGCGGCAAGUGCGGCAGGUUCUGCCGCGGAACCUGCAUCGCCGGCGUCUGCGACUACGGUGCUGCUGGGACGCCGUUGAAGAAGUAA